Messenger RNA from Episyrphus balteatus (marmalade hoverfly), 2952 nucleotides. RefSeq lists its product as uncharacterized. The transcript is spliced from 8 exons. NCBI's taxonomy places the organism in Eukaryota, Metazoa, Arthropoda, Insecta, Diptera, Syrphidae. The record is from RefSeq and is a predicted model, not a curated record. Bases 415 to 1587 code for a protein of 390 amino acids.
AUUCCCAGUUGAAGUGUCGAACAAGGUAGACAAAACGUUCAAACACACAAUCAAACUUAAAACCCAAGUCUUGGCGCCGUAUUUUCAAAAAAAAAAAAAACAAAAGUUCCAACUCUCAAAACCUUACACCAACCAUAAUUUUGUUUUCUUCUAUUUUUGUGAACGUUGUGUGAUAAAAUAUCACUAGUAAUCAGUAGUUGGCCGAAGCGUACGGAUUAUAGCUGUUGUUCCCUCCACAUCUCUCGAUACCUGUAACACCUUUUCAUCGAAGCCAAUAGUUGACGACAGAUAUUAGUGGCAAUUAGUUUUCUAAGAGAAGAAAAUUAUUUAAGUACCAAACGGAUAUUUAAAAAAACAUAAAAAUAUUUUUUUGAACUAUCAAAAAACAACAAAACACACAAAAUAUCAAACAAAAUGAGACAUCACACAGUUUUACUUGCCUGCCUAUGCAGUACUAUUGCCAUAGUAUCAGCCGUUCCUCUACCUGCCAAUAAUCAAGAAUUGGAUGUGCUGCAGAUUCCACUACAAAAUGGAAAGGAAUUAGAUGUGCUCACAUUAGGAACAGAAGCAGAAUUAGCCGAAAGAAAUAAGAGAACGGUUGGUCUAUUGAGAGAUCUCUUCCCAGACAUCACAAAGCAAAUCGACGAUCAAGCAAAUCGUAUCAUUUCGAAACUCCUACGCGUCCUUGGGCCAACAGUACUACGUACUGCUAUUCAAGGCAACAGUGCCAAUCGGGCACGUACUGAUUUCGAUGCCGACUUUGAUGAUGACGAUGAUGAUAGUAGUUCCAGUUCCAGUAGUUCCUCUUCUUCUUCGUCGUCGGGUACAAAAGUUUCAAUUGAAUUACCGACAUUUAGCCCUGAAGAUAGCAAUGAAGAUACCGACAGUUCUUCAACUACAACAACAACAACACCAUCAACGUCAUUUGCUGCUGAUGAUGAUGAGAAUGCAAAUCAAUCGGGCGAUGGAGCGUCAUUUGAUUUAGAAUUGUUAAAUAAACAAUUAGAAGAGACAAUUCGCGUUGCCCGACAAGCUAGCCAACAAGCAGCAGCUGAAGGUGCCGCCGCUGAAGCUGAACAAAAACUAACAUCUACCAAUGAAGUCCAAACUAGCAGUGUUAGCAAUGAUCAAAAAACUGCCGAAUCUAAAUCACCAGCUAUUGAUGAUCUAAAUUUGGACUCGAAUGAAGAUUCUGUUGAUAUUGAUGAUCGUAAUAAGAGAUUCUUAGCUUUUGGAGGACAGGCAGCUGCUGGUGGAGCUGAUGGUGGCAACAAAGGAAACUCUGGAAAUUUCUUGUUUGAUAUUGUGAGACUUUUUGGAGGAAGUGUACAAACCCAAACUGGUGAUGAGGCAGCCAAUGCACCAAGCAGCAGUAGCAGCACAGAUGAUUCAACUGACAGCAACGACACCGAUAGUUCUCGAACUGCCGAUGGCUACACUGAAGGCAUUCCCGGACCUGUAACCAGGCUGGUUGUUCUUGCCAACCGUGGUUUAGCCAAUCUUAUUCAAGAUUUAAUUCUCCGCAUUGCUGCAACAAGUGAACGUUUGGUGAACUUCAAGGCACGACUUAUCACAGCACUCAUUUAAGUCAGUCUCAUUGAAAAAAAGCUCAUCUGGCUUUAAGAAAAACCAAAACUGAUUUUAAAUGGCAUGCAUCCUAUCGUGCCAAUUCUAAUUUAAAUGAAACAAAAAUUAUAUCAACAACGAAACACUUUUUACAUUACCAUACUCGAAAACAAAUUGAAAACAAAAACAAAACAAAAAAAAAAAAAUUAAUUUAUUUAUAACAAAUUCGUUGUUUAGCUAUAUUAUUUACCUUUCUAUACUUUUCUUUUCUAUUCUUCAAAAAAGUCUUCUUCUUCUCUUCUUUUUCAUUAAAUGAUUACCAAUCGCUUUUAAGGUUAUGUUACUGCUCAAUUAGUCUUAAAUUCAAAAGCUUUAGACUAUACCCAGCUUAAUACUCAUUUUAUACAUCUUUUUUCCUUCCUUUUUCUUUUCUACUUUUCCUUCUAUUCUUCUACAGUAUCUACAAAACAAUUGUAAAUAUUUUUAAUGACUGUGGUGUAUUUCUUUUAUUUUAUAUAAUUUUUUUAUAAUUUUUUUUGUAUAUUUAAAUUUAUUGAGGCUGGAUUGAAAACCCUAUAAUUCCCUUCUCAAUAAUAUCUCUGAUGGUAGUCAAAGUCACAAAAAAAAUCUAUAAAUAUGUAUAAAAAAAACUGUUUUUUGUUGUUAAAUAAAAAUAUUUGUUAAAAAAAAAAGAGAAAGAGAGCUGAUCCUUGCUUAUUUCGUCGGAGAGGUCUGUUACCUAUAUGUAAAUGUUUAUAAAUAUAUUUUUUUUUUUUGUUUUUUAUUAUUUUUUUUUAUUUUAAUGGAGAAUUAAGUUAAAUGACAAACACAAACAAAAAAAUUAAACAAAAUAAUUAACAAAAAAUGGAAAAAAUGUGAAAUUAUUAUUUUAUACAUGUUUUAUAAAUAAUAUUUAAGUUUUAGUUUUUAACAAGAAAAAAAAAUGGAUUAAAAUACAAAAAUUGUAUAUUUUAAUAUUAUACCAAUUGUUUUUAUUUUUUUUUUUGCAUUUUUUACUAUUCAAUUAAAACUUUUGAUUAAUUUCUGAUAAUUGAAUAAUAUGCAUGAGUGCAGUAUCCCCGGGCUUAUUGUUUAAGUUGAAUUUUUUAUUUUUUAUAUGGUUUUGUUUGUAUUUUGGUAAAAAUGGAAAAAUCAAUAUAAGAUAUUUUUGAUAAUAAUAAAUCGAAACGCACACAAUUAAUACAUACAAAUGCAUAAUCUACACGCAAUCUUAUGACUUAUUCUAAGUGAUACGAAAAACAGAAAAAAACUGAAACAAAUGAAAGGGAGAUUUUAGGAAAAAGAAAUGAAAAACUACUAUUUUUAUCAUAUUUUCAAUUGUUGUAAGAUUUAAAAGAUAAAUUGUAAAUAAAUGAUUAGAUAUUA